AUGUUUCAGAAGGCAGGAUGUGGUACGACGCUGGCAGCGGCUACUACCUGGAAGGCGAGAACCCUCACCCUCGGUAACAACGCAACCCACUUGCGUGCCUUCCACACGAUUUGCAAUGACUGGAUUACGGCACCGGCUGGUAAAAAGAUCCAAAUUAAAGUGACAGCUGUGAAAGAUGUCAUCUGUUCUUACGGAUGCCCGUACAAGCGCAAUCGAACCGAAGAUCAUGACAGAUAA
This is a messenger RNA of Ostertagia ostertagi, 237 nucleotides long. NCBI's taxonomy places the organism in Eukaryota, Metazoa, Nematoda, Chromadorea, Rhabditida, Trichostrongylidae. The record is from the annotation of a GenBank genome assembly.